Molecule: messenger RNA, 1353 nt
Organism: Panicum virgatum (switchgrass)
Lineage: Eukaryota; Viridiplantae; Streptophyta; Magnoliopsida; Poales; Poaceae
Product: BTB/POZ and MATH domain-containing protein 2-like
Exons: 1
Coding region: 1-1353 (450 amino acids)
Biological process (GO): protein ubiquitination
Molecular function (GO): protein binding
Source: RefSeq, a predicted model, not a curated record
AUGCCGGCGUCGACGGCCAUGCCGCCGCCGCCGUGCGACGAGGAGGUGCUCACGAUGACCGUCGGCUCCUACUCGGAGGCCACGAAGCUGGCCAACGGCAGUUGCAUCAAGUCUGCCCCGGUCCACGUCGGCGGCCACUCCUGGCGCGUCGUCCUCUACCCCAACGGGAGGCUCGUCGGCACCACCGGGUUCAUGUCCCUCUACCUCCAGAUGGACGAAGAUGAAGGAGGCGGCGGGGCAGCCGCCGCCGCCGCAGCCGGGGACGACGUCCACGUGGUGUUCAUUUUGAUGAUGCGCGACGUGGGAGGCCGGGCGCGGUAUCUCACGUCCGGCAAGGUCGCCGCCGCCUUCGGCCGGAAGGGGGACGCGUGCGGCAACGAACGCUUCGUCUCGCGCGAGCACUUCGUGGAGUUUUUCAAGAGCGGCGAUCGCUUCGCGAUCCGACGCGAAUGCGACCUCACCAUUUUUCCGGCGGGCAGUCGGCCAGAGCUCGGAGCCAGCCGCCGAGGUGUCGUCGUCACGCUCUCUAGCCACUCGAGUCCAUCCUGCGAGAAGGCACCGCCGCCAACAACGCCUGCCCCGGUGAAUCCAUCCGUCGGGAGGCCAGCACCACCGCCGUCAUCUACCUCGCCGGCGCCAUCUGAUGGGCCGAGGGGACAGCAGCCGCCGGAACCGCCCGUCCUGAGGGCCAGGGCGCCGCCGCUGUCCGGGCUGCACGCGGAUCUAGGCCGCCUCCUGGCGACGAAGGAAGGGGCAGACGUGGAGUUCGAGGUCGGCGGCAAGAUUUUCGCCGCGCACAAGUCCGUGCUCGCCGCCCAGUCGGCAGUUUUCAAGGAGGAGUUCUUCGGCCCGACCAAGGAGAAGGACACCAGCUACGUGCGCAUCAGCGACAUGCACCCGGAGUCGUUCAAGGCCCUCCUGCAUUUCAUGUACACCGACUCGUUGCCGGAGAUGACCAUGAAUUCACUGAAAGAGGGGGCCGUGCUCGCCGAGGAUCUCCUCAUCGCCGCCGGCCGGUACAACCUGAAGGAUCUCAAGUCACUGACGGAGAACAAGCUGUGCAGCCAUGUCGGCGUGAGCACGGUCCUGCUGAUGCUGGCAAUAGCGGAGCAGUACCAGUGCUGCAAGAUGAAGAAGAUGUGCCUAGGGUUCAUCGGUUCUAGAGCCAACGCGUGGGCGAUCAUUGCGACGAACGACAUUGAGAAUCUGGCAAGAAGCAGCCCCUCUGCCGUGAAGGAUGUGAUCGUUGAGAUUUUGGACACAAGGAUGGCGAGGAGCAAGCGUCUCAUCAAAGCUUUCAUUUUUGCUUGCUGUUUCCAGAUGCUUCUUUUGGUGUUUAUUUGGUAUUUUUAA